AUGGACGACUCGCUGCCCUCCGGCGUGAGCUUCUGGCAAGGCGACUUCCGGGUGCACAUCUACCGCCUGUCUCACGAAGAGCCGGAGCAGGAGAUGAUAGACGGGGCGGGUGAGGAGGAAGAGAUAGCGGCGUGCGACCAGUGGGUCUUGCCUGCUGCAAGCUUGGAAGGGGUGUGGGAAAGCUUGGUUCUCGCGCGGGGAGUGAAGAACCACCUCCUGGAGUACGCAACCUCGGCCCUGCUCUUCACGGACAAGGGUGUCAGCAAGAACGUCAUCUCGUGGAACAAGGUGGUUUUGCUUCACGGCCCCCCGGGCACCGGCAAGACCUCCCUGUGCAAGGCCCUGGCGCACAAGCUCAGCAUCCGCCUCGGCGACAGGUACUCCACCGGGCAGCUGCUCGAGAUCAACGCUCACAGCCUCUUUAGCAAGUGGUUUUCGGAGAGCGGAAAGCUCGUGCAACGACUGUUCGAGCACAUCCUGGAGCUGGCGGACGACGAGGACAGCCUGGUCUGCGUUCUCGUAGACGAGGUGGAAAGCCUGACGGCCGCGAGAUCGGCUUCCAUGGGGGGCAACGAGCCCUCGGAUGCCAUGCGAGUGGUGAACGCGGUGCUCACCCAGAUCGACAACCUUCGGGAGAGGGACAACGUCCUGGUCUUGACUACCUCAAACGUGUCCGAGGCGAUCGACCUGGCGUUCGUUGACAGGGCAGACAUCAAACAGUACAUCGGUCUCCCCACCGCCCCAGCACGGUACCAAGUCCUCCACUCGUGCCUAGAGGAGCUGGUGAGAGUGGGCAUCAUCUCGCCGCCGUCCCACCUGCCGCCGUCCUACUCGAAAGCGGUGGGGCUCACGGCGGGAGCGGCGGGGGCGGCGGCAGCCCCGUCGGCGUCUCCGUCGUCUUCUUUCCCAUCCGCCGGUGCACCGCCGCAGCCGGCGUCUGGCGAGGACACAUCCCGAAGAGGUGGUGGUGGUAGUGCAUCUGCCAGCCUGUGGGAGGAGAAGGGCGAAGGAGAUGGAGACGGAGGAAGAGAACGCGUCGCCAACGGCGGUGGCAACAGCAACGGGGCGAUCGGUCUGGAACCGGACGGCGGGGGUGACGUAGUAGUGAUGGACACCGACGGGGGAGGGGCGCCGCAAAUCAGAACUGGACUACAUGCAGGGUCAGAGGCCCUUCUAGAGGUGGCUCGCCUGGCGGAGGGGCUCAGCGGACGAGCGCUGCGGAAGCUGCCGUUUCAGGCACACGCCUUCUAUGUGCAAAGGCAAUCGUGCACGCUGGCGGAGUUCCUGUCUGCGAUGACCCGGGCCGUUCACAAGGAGCUGGGGGACCGCCGGAGCCUGGAGACGCACCGAUGA
This is a messenger RNA of Ectocarpus siliculosus, 1353 nucleotides long. The record is from the annotation of a GenBank genome assembly. NCBI's taxonomy places the organism in Eukaryota, Phaeophyceae, Ectocarpales, Ectocarpaceae.